AUGCCGCUGUUGGAGUGGAAGGCGCAGAAAAGAGCGGCGAGGAAGAAGGCGGAGAAGGAGGAGGAAGAAGAGGAGGCAGAGGAGGAGGAAAAGAGGGCAAAUCCAUACCAAAGCCAAGAAGGAGAAGAAGAGAAACGAAAAACAAAUGAGGAACACCCAAUAAUUCAAAACUGCCCCCUCCGUGCAAAAUUUAACGCACCCUCCUGUUAUUUACCAGCUGAACCACCGCAGCAGAUGAGGAAGGAGGAAGAAUGGACGGGCCGGGAAGGACGGAUUGCUGAACGUUGCGUCCAGCUCCUCGUUCGACAUUUGUAG
Molecule: messenger RNA, 315 nt
Organism: Gongylonema pulchrum
Lineage: Eukaryota; Metazoa; Nematoda; Chromadorea; Rhabditida; Gongylonematidae
Source: the annotation of a GenBank genome assembly